UGCCUCCCAUUGGUUGACGAUCUGUCAAUCAGCAGGUCAAGGCCUGGAGUCCGGACAUGGAGCGGGGCGCCGGGCGCUUUCUCUCGGACAACUCAUACAAGGAAAAUCUGAUUGGAACGUUGUUGGCCAUCUUUGGGAAUCUUGUCAUCAGUAUCUCUCUGAAUGUGCAGAAAUACAGCCAUGUGCGGUUAUCAGGCACCAAAGACCCUCGGUCGUAUUUCCGGACGAAGACUUGGUGGUUGGGAUUGGUGCUGAUGUUACUAGGAGAGCUGGGAGUCUUCAUUUCAUAUGCCUUUGCUCCACUAUCACUUGUCACUCCACUCAGUGCUGUUUCCAUUGUUGCCAGUUCAAUUUUAGGAAUUCUGUUCCUGAGGGACAAGUGGAAACCCCAAGAAUUUCUGCGGCGUUACGUACUGUCAUUCCUUGGCUGCGCUUUGACUGUGAUAGGAAUCUAUCUGCUGGUCACAUUUGGACCAAAUACUCAUGAGCAGCUCUCCAGCAGGAACCUGGAACUGCAUCUUCUAGGAUGGCCAUUCCUCCUCUACCUGCUUGUGGUGAUCGUUAUUUUCUGUCUCCUCCUGUACUUCUACAAAAGACAAAAUGUGGCCUACCUUUUGAUUAUAUUACUGCUGGUGGCUCUACUGGGAUCAGUGACUGUUGUUGCAGCAAAGGGCGUGUCAGGAAUGAUCAUUCUGUCGAUCCAGGGGAACGUGCAGCUAGUUUAUCCUAUAUUCUAUGUGAUGCUUGUGUGUAUGAUUGCAGCAGCAAUUUAUCAAGCAGCGUUUCUGCGAGAGGUCUCUGAGUUAUACGAUGCAUCCCAGAUUGCUAGCCUCAGCUAUAUUCUAUCCACAACAAUUGCUGUAAUCGCUGGGGCCACAUUUUAUUUGGAGUUCAAAGGUGCCGAUGCUCUUCACAUCUGCAUGUUCAUUUUUGGCUCCUGCAUCGCUUUCCUAGGAGUAUUUUUGAUUACACAGAGUAAGAAGAAGAAGAUGUUUGAACCGUAUGUCGUGAUGGAUGUGAUUCCAGGACUGAGGAGCAUGUUUGAUAAGAAGAGCCCAGUACAGCCAGAACUCAGUGGCUCCUUCUCCUAUGGCACCUUGGAGAACAGUGGUAAUCCUGCCAAUAAUCAGCAGCUACCAGAAGCUCAUCAGGAACCCAAUUCAGUUCACUCAGUCAUGGAGUCAAAGUUGGAGUGAACUGAGCCCAACAGGAGAUAGUGAAACCUGGCCCACUCCCAGUUUCUCACGAAUACUGCAGCCUGUGGUGGAUGGAGCAGCAUGACUGCAGAUUGGACCAACAGUGUCUCUUCAGUUCCUGUUCUGCUGCUCCUGGGUUUGUUGGCGCAACAGGAAAUUUGUACUUGCACUAUACGCAGAAUGCAACCAUGGACUGGGUCCUGGAUCCAGCCAGUAUUCUGAGAUCCCCAAUCUACUCCUCACCCUCAUUCAAUUGGUUUAUCUGCUUUACUCCUGGGUCUUGCGUGGUUACCUGGGUUACUGCCCAGCUCCUGACUUGACCAGUAGUCAGUCUCGAGCUCCUGCAAACAGUGGGGUUCUUUUUUGAAAAUGGAAAGCUUCAGGUUUAUCAAGUUAUUUAAUGUAUUUGCUUUGUGCUGUACGAAACAGAGUUCCUGUUUUGAUUUGGGAGCGUUCAUGUUUUAGUUUUUUUAUAUAUAAAGAUUAGUGCUGAUGGCUUUCUGCACUUAAUCCCAGUGAAUGAAGAAAACUGGUCUGAAGAUUAGGGAGGCAAAUAAAUCAAAGUGAGCGUGAACUGCCAUGCAUUUGGAGCUCAUUGCAUUCAAGGCAGAAUCAUGUGUACACAAUUAGUUGGCGUAUAUAGAGAAAAACAGAUGAGAGGGAGGAGACAGAUGGAGGGUGAAGGAGGGACAUGAUUGGAGAUGGGCUGGUGGACAUGGAGACCAAGAGUUGCAUGUGGAGAUGGAUGGAGGGCUGCUGGGUAGAUGCAGAGGAGUGUGGGGAUGAUAGUGUGUUGGAGACUGAUUUGUGUAGGAGAGGGUUAGGUGGCCCGGGUCAGUGUUCUUUUCCAGUAGCAAAUGGCCUUUUGCUAGCUCUUUGCAAAAGCGUUCAUUGACUUAUGGGUAAAUGUGUGGAGCAUGAGAGCUGACAGUGAGAGUCUGCAGGGCGAUUCUUCUACUGUGCCCACACUGACAGUUUAGAAUUAUUAAAUAGUAACACCACCUCAGCAGUUAUAUUCACCUCACCUCUCGAGUUUUGUUCUUUUAUCCUUUUUUGGAUCAAGACGAUGUUAUGGGACAUUUAGAUGUUACACUUUAAGGGAUAAAUGAUACCUUGACACUAAAAGCAAUUUAGAGGCUAGUAUCAGUAGGAUCUCUGUAGACCCUGUGUAGACAGGGAACGAUACUAAUGAAAAUGUUCUAAGAAGGCCUUGGAUGGUGACAGUGUAGGGCAGAGAUUGAAAAAUGAGUAUUCAGCAACACCUCGGGUAAGAUUGAUUGAUUGUUUAUACCCUGACAGGUUGAAGGGCAUAUGAUCCAAUGACACAGAAGGAACAUCUUUAUCUCUGUAUGAAGGAAGAUUGGAAUAUAGAUAAGAGGGUGCUGAUAGUAUAAGGGUAAUCAUGCAUGCUAAAGAGGCUUGCUUCAGUCUGAUAACUCAGACAGAUCUCUCCCUGCUUCGCUUGAAUAAAACCUUCAUAAAAUCA
Molecule: messenger RNA, 2682 nt
Organism: Chiloscyllium plagiosum (whitespotted bambooshark)
Lineage: Eukaryota; Metazoa; Chordata; Chondrichthyes; Orectolobiformes; Hemiscylliidae
Gene: nipal3
Product: NIPA like domain containing 3
Biological process (GO): magnesium ion transport
Cellular component (GO): membrane
Molecular function (GO): magnesium ion transmembrane transporter activity
Source: RefSeq, a predicted model, not a curated record